This is a messenger RNA of Pygocentrus nattereri (red-bellied piranha), 1108 nucleotides long. It is a transcript of the gene sdhaf2, whose product is annotated as succinate dehydrogenase complex assembly factor 2. Gene Ontology annotation, biological process: protein-FAD linkage; mitochondrial respiratory chain complex II assembly; tricarboxylic acid cycle. The record is from RefSeq and is a predicted model, not a curated record. The coding region runs from base 116 to 595 and encodes 159 amino acids. The transcript has 4 exons. Gene Ontology annotation, cellular component: mitochondrion. NCBI's taxonomy places the organism in Eukaryota, Metazoa, Chordata, Actinopteri, Characiformes, Serrasalmidae.
GAUCCUAUCGGCAAAUCCCAGCGCAGAAAAGACGGAAUAUGGGUGGGAAAUGUAACCCAGGCUGAGCGUGACUUGUCUGAUUCCUGGCUGCUGUGCCGAAAGUAAAAGGAUCGUAAUGCUUUCAUCCACGCUUACCAAGAGACUCAUCCUCGGUUUUUGCCGGACUUCCCUGCGGCCGGCUGUUGCAGGACCUGUGGUGACCCGAGGUUACCGUGGUGAUUCCCCAGAACCAAAUUUGAUAGAGAUACCCUUGCCACCAUGGCAGGAGAAAAGAAAUGAAUCUCUGGACAUCAAGAGGAAGCGUCUGCUUUACGAGAGCCGAAAGAGAGGCAUGCUGGAGAACUGCAUCCUUCUCAGCAUUUUUGCUAAGCAGUAUCUGGAGAGUAUGAAUGAAGCUCAGCUGCGUCAGUAUGAUAGACUAAUCAAUGAGCCAAGCAACGACUGGGACAUCUACUACUGGGCAACAGAGGUAAAGCCAACACCGGAUGUCUACCAAGGAGAAGUGAUGGAUCUGCUGAAGGAGUUCACGAAGAACAGGCAGAUGGAGCAGAGGCUGGAUGCUCCGAACCUGGAAUAUCUUGAUAAAAGCCAGUGAAGCGUUGCCCACCUGUCAUCUCCAGGGGGCGCUAACACAAAGCUAAAGUCCCUCACUAUGUCAUAGCACAUUUAAAGGCAUUGGUUGACCAAAUAAUAAAUAAACAAUAAAGGCUAGUGCUAACUGCAGGCUGCUAGCUUUUAUUCUUUAUGCACUCUCAGCAUUUUUGGCCAAACGGUUCCCGUAAGCCUCGUUUGCAAGAACACCAGCCUCACAUGACAGAUUUUACGGGACGAGCUUCUUGUUGUUUAUUUAUUUUGAUCCUCUCAUCCAGUACAUUUACAUCAGCUACUGUAACGAGGCGUUAAAUUUUCAGAAUUAAAUAUUAUGUAAAUAGUGAACUUCUUAUGACCCCUCAGUAUGGCGGCAGUUUUGGUGGCAACGCCUGUUUAACCAAAGUGAGUUAAACACAGAGAAACACUGACAGACGUAAUUACUGCUUUUACUGAGCUUGUACAGUGAUUAUAAGGUGAAACUACAAUGUGCUGUAUUAAAGAUUAUAUUAAUCAGUGA